UAGCCGGCAGCAUUUAAACCGGAGACCCAGAGAUGCCCGACACUUGGUGCGCCCUUCGCGGACCUGGAGACCCAGUGCACCGCGGUAGCGUCACCCUCCGUCGCUCUUCCCGCGCCGAGCCCGAGUGGCUCGUGCUGCGGUCACUCACAGGGCCACGCGUCUACAGCGAAGGACUCGAAGACCUACGGGACUGAACUGACAGAAUGAACCGCACAGCCUACACUGUGGGAGCUUUGCUUCUCCUCUUGGGGACCCUACUACCGGCAGCUGAAGGGAAAAAGAAAGGGUCCCAAGGAGCCAUCCCACCUCCAGACAAGGCUCAGCAUAAUGACUCUGAGCAGACCCAGUCCCCACCACAGCCUGGCUCCAGGACCCGGGGGCGGGGUCAGGGGCGGGGCACCGCCAUGCCAGGAGAGGAGGUGCUGGAGUCCAGCCAAGAGGCUCUGCACGUGACAGAGCGCAAGUACCUGAAGCGAGAUUGGUGCAAAACUCAGCCCCUGAAGCAGACCAUCCACGAGGAGGGCUGCAACAGCCGCACUAUCAUUAACCGCUUCUGCUACGGCCAGUGCAAUUCCUUCUACAUCCCCAGACACAUCAGGAAGGAGGAAGGCUCCUUUCAGUCUUGCUCCUUCUGCAAGCCCAAGAAGUUCACCACCAUGAUGGUCACGCUCAACUGUCCUGAGCUACAGCCACCUACCAAGAAGAAACGGGUUACACGUGUGAAGCAGUGUCGUUGCAUAUCCAUUGAUUUGGAUUAAGCCAAAGCGGGCACAUCCAGCCUGCCAUAGCCAUACCGAGAGCUACACCUAAACCACCUGAUUCCUACUUGGCUUAAACCUAGAGAUCAGAAGAUCCAGCAGUUGCUUCCCAGCUGGAGGCUGCUUAUGCAUAGUGUAUGCACAUGCGUGUGCAUGGGUGUUGUGUGUGUUUCCAAACACCAGUGGAAGCAGCCUUUGCUAGAAGGCCCUUCCUGUUACUCUGCUUCAGAUGGUCGGAAACUCCCACACCACUGGACCCAAACAUCCACAGGGGCAGGGCUGUAGUUGGCUUUGCCUUUGUGUCCCAUGCGCCCCUCCUGGGUAGGAGGACUUCACUUGAGAAUGAAUACUAAUGGAAGAGGUAACUCCAAGGGCCGCAGUAGACUUGGAACCUUUCAGUGCUUGCCCUUUUCUCCCACAACCUAUUCCUUUCUUUGCUCUCCCUGACAUCUCAGUCUUAGCCCAUGUUCCUAAAUUAAUUCAGUUGACCGUGGGUGUAAAUGUUUCCUUCUUGUGAAGAACCCUGAGAAUGCUGGGAGAUGUGUGAUGGAGGACAAACAGGACGGAGAUUGACAAAGGAGUGUUGAGGCUGAGGACCAGUCUGGGACAGUGAAAUUCAGUAUUAAGAUGUCCAGAGUUUGAAAGUUGUUCCCCCAAAACAGUGAAAGAAUUUUCCUGAUAUUUAAAAGAACCUAGAUGCGCAGGGGUGAAA
This is a messenger RNA of Phodopus roborovskii (desert hamster), 1470 nucleotides long. RefSeq names its product gremlin 1, DAN family BMP antagonist (gene Grem1). The record is from RefSeq and is a predicted model, not a curated record. NCBI's taxonomy places the organism in Eukaryota, Metazoa, Chordata, Mammalia, Rodentia, Cricetidae. Bases 204 to 758 code for a protein of 184 amino acids. Gene Ontology annotation, biological process: animal organ morphogenesis. The transcript has 2 exons. Gene Ontology annotation, molecular function: receptor ligand activity; BMP binding.